Sebastes umbrosus (honeycomb rockfish) is the source of this 5413-nucleotide messenger RNA. It is a transcript of the gene plekhh3, whose product is annotated as pleckstrin homology, MyTH4 and FERM domain containing H3. Lineage: Eukaryota; Metazoa; Chordata; Actinopteri; Perciformes; Sebastidae. Bases 894 to 3026 code for a protein of 710 amino acids. The transcript has 15 exons. Gene Ontology annotation, cellular component: cytoskeleton. Gene Ontology annotation, biological process: signal transduction. The record is from RefSeq and is a predicted model, not a curated record.
ACGAUGUUCCGAAAAACGGAUUAAAUCCUUGAUGAACUGUAGUAUGGAGGCUAGCUUUAACAACUGCUAGCUACGUAGCUACCUACCUAGCUACCCUAGCAACCACCUAGUUACCUAGCAACCACCUAGUUACCUAGCUACCGUCUCAGACACGGACUCGCAACGGGCAUGCGCAAGCAGGUAGCGGCAGCAGACGUUAGUGGCUGAAGUGAUUUAAAAAGUAAGAUUUUGGUGAAAAUGUCUGUAAAGUACAGAGCAUAAGACUGGAUAAAUGAGAAUUGGAGUAAACUGCACGAGUUUUGUGAGAGUUUAUAAAUAGUUUUAAUAUAGAUUUUUGCUGUUCAAUCAAUUCAUCGAGGAUUUACACCCGUUUUCGUCUGUUUUCGGAUUCAACGGUCACCAUGGAGGCAAAGGAGAAAAACAGUUACAACGUCACAAAGCGAUGCAUUCUGGGACAUAUAAACUCACCUAUGGUGGUAAACCAGGGGUCUACCUCCCAUGGUACAUAACCCAGGAUAGGAGGGAAGGCGCCACAGUUGGACUCGGAGACGUAGCCUGUUGUGGUUACCGGAGGGUCUGUUUCAUUUGGACGGAAGAAGGCCUUUAAAGGCACACUUUUUGUGGCUGCCAACUGGAGAGCACUGCGCUAGGAGAUGAUUAAGAAGUCUCUCUCUCUCUCCAGGAACGUAGAUCUGAAGUUGAACCCCAGAAUAAGAUGGAAGUUUAAUAUCCUGAAUCAGCAGCAGGACCAUAUAGAAUGACAGCAGACCAGCAGGCUAAACAACAGUUCUCUCUCUGACCUUGUCCAGAGUCCAGCUGAAGUGACUGUUUCUCAACCAACUCGCACAGCCAAUGGAACAAACGGGCACACUGUCUCAGAGGGGUCUGAAGAGAUGAAGAGCCUGAUCAUCGAGAAGAAUAAGAUGGGCCUGGAGGAAGAGCCUGAGCUGCUGGUCAAAGGGUGGUUGUUGCGGGAGGUGCGAGGAAACUGGAUCAAGCAGCGUCGGUACUGGUUCGUGCUGAGCCAGGACUCCCUCGACUACUACACCGGACCAGAGAAAGGAGCCCGCAGACUGGGAACGCUGGUCCUCACCAACCUCUGCUCUGUCAUCUGGCCAGACAAGCAGACAUACAAGGAAACGGGCCACUGGAGCAUCACGGUAUAUGGGCGGAAGCACUGCUACCGGCUGUUCACCAAGCACUUCAACGAGGCUGUGCACUGGGCAUGUGCCAUCCAGAAAAUCAUUGAUACCAAAGCACCAGUGGAAACACCAACACAGCUCCUGAUUCGAGACAUUGAGGAGAAUAAGUUCAACCCAGAGGUAGUGGAGCACAUCUACCAGCACAAUCCCAUCCUGAAGUACACCCAGGGCCCCCUGUACGCUCCUCUGCUGCCCUUCCCCUACGGCAGCCUGGAGCACACAUACCACAGUGGGAAAGGCUACGGCUCGGUGCGUGAGGAGGCCGUGAAGCUCUUCAACUGCCUGCAGCAGCUGGAGUCGGCACGGGAGCCGGUUCCCAUCAUCCAGGGCGUGCUACAGACCUGCCUGGACCUGCGGCCUCUCCGCGACGAGGUCUACUGCCAGCUAGUGAAGCAGACCAGCUAUACGCCAGCGCCGUACACUGCCGCACACCUCCGAUACUGGCAGCUCCUCACCUGCAUGAGCUGCACCUUCCUGCCUGGGCCCACAGUGCUCAAGUACCUGCGAUUUCACCUCAAGAGGAUCCAGAGCCAGAGUCCUGAGUCUGAGAUGGAUAACUAUGCGUCAUUCAUCAGCGAGGCUCUGGAGAAGACCAAGUGUCGGGAGUGUGUGCCAUCCUGGGAGGAGAUCCAGAUGCUGAUGAGCCGACAGGAGAUGCUGUGCACUGUGCACUAUCCUGGCCCUCUGUCCUGCCAGCUCUACAUCAGCUCGCACACUACCGCCAACGAGGUGGUUCGAAGGAUGCAGGAGAAGCUCGGCCUGCAAGAGAGCAAAAACACGUUUUCACUGUACGAGCAGAACACACUGUGGGAGCAGCCAGUCGCAGGUGGCGCUCUGAUUGCAGACAUCUUGACCAGCCUCUCCGCCAAAGAGUCAGAGUCUAAAUCCCAAUGGAAACUGUGUUUCAAGCUCUACUGCCUGUUGGACGCUGACAGCAUAUCAGUGGACAGCAUCGAGUAUCUCUUCCUCUUUGAGCAGUGCCAUGAGAUGGUGGUGCGCGGCCAGCUGCCAGCCUGUGAAGAGGACCUGCAGGCCUUAGCUUCCCUCAGGCUUCAGUGCCUGAUGGGUGACUUCAGCACACACGCCCCCUGCCCACCUCUGGACGAGCUUUUCCCAGGUCACGUGCUAGAAGCUCGAGUCCUCAUGGCCCUCUCUGCGCCCCAAGCCCUGCCUCCUUGUCAGGUGGCGGCUCAGGGCUGCCCCACGACGCAGCGCUUCCCCACGGGCCUCCUGGCAGGGACGCUGUGGAGCCACACAGCUACGGCAGCACACAAGCAAAAAGUGGAGCAGGAUUUGCGUCUGCGCAGCCGGCUGAAGGAGGAGGCAGCGGCUGUCAUGGGAUCCAUCUUGGAGCGUUGGAAAGAUCUGGCUGGCUACGGCCGCAGGGACAGUAUGGCUGCCUACCUCACUAUUGCACGCCAGUGGUCGGGCUUUGGAUGCACUCUUUAUGAAGUGGACUUUUAUAUUAGUUCGACAGGGAGUUUUUCCCAGAAGUUGUGGCUCGGUGUCGCUGCUACGUCCGUGUCUCUGUAUCGGCAGGGAGAGGCCGAGGCCCUGGAGUCCUUCCCUUAUGGCCAGAUCUGUUCUUACGGCGUAUCUGAUAGCAACACCUUCAAGAUUACAGCUGGGGAUCGGGAUCUGCUGUUUGAAACCACCAAGCUGACUGAGAUCAUGCAGCUGAUGAAUGCGUAUUUCAGUGCCAUCCGUCGCCAGCGAGGGAAAGGGGAAGACGUGGACAUCACCAUAAAAGAAAGCACAGAGGUGGGGUUCCGUCACCUGGCCUCGACGCACACCCUCAUGGAGCUGCCCUCGCACCCAGUUUGAGAGACACCCAGACACCCCCACCCUCACCCCCGCCGUCCUCCUCCUCCUCCUCCACGUGGCCCCUGUGAGGCCCAGCCCCAGUCCUCAGGACACCACGCCUCCUCCACUGGGAACGGCACAGCAGCCAAAACAAAGAGAGGGCUGUUUUCGCUCCCCAUCCGUGAAAAUAAACCCUCGCUGAGCUUUCCAGCUGAAGGAGCUGGACCGAUGGAGGAGGGGAGGGGGGGGGGUACGGGAAGGCGAGGCAAGGGGGGGUUCUGUUUUGCAAAGUGAGGCCAGAAACCCACAGAAACCAAUGCGGUCGCUGAUGAGCUGUCACACACCCUCCACCCCAUCCUGUCACGCAACCACCUCUGUUACCCUACAUGGCACCCCCCAUCCGCCCCCCCUCGACAAUGUGAGACGUUGGCGUGAGCCGUGCUACAUCAGGGAGAGAUAGCAUCACAAGAGUUACAAUAAGCUGUGGUACUCCCCUCAUGAAGGUAUGGCUUAGAGUGAAAACACUACUCUCUCUCUUCUUUUCUGUGUGCCAUAUUGCCUUUUCCUAGAAGGCGGUCGUCCCUCAUGCACUGCUGGAAUAGUGUUGAGAACAUUCAGUGACACACACACACACACACACACACACACACCCGUCUUUGGCUCACACACACUCACUCUCUCACGUGCCCUUAUGCUGACAUGUUCAUCAGAGACGGUCAGUUUUCAUAAGGUCCCGGCCGGGUUUGCAUUACCUGGAACUGUUGAUGCAGUGAGCCAUGUGAACUUGGAACUGGAAACAGAUGUUGAGCUCUGUAGCUAAGUCACUUUGGCUGCCGUCGCCAUAUAGACUCUAUGUGAUUAUCAGUGUGUGUGUGUGUCUAUUUGAUUUCCUGGAUCUUCAGGAUCUGAUUUGUGUCUCACAGAAACCAAAGGAUUUUUCGGAGCCGUUUCUACGUUGUUUCCACCAAAUGCUCUCAUGUGUCCUUUGUCGUGCUGCUUGUCUUGGCUGUAAUCCUCGACACGAAACUUGGUUAACACUUGACUGAUAAUUUUGCUUUAUGUCGGUUACUAUCCUAAUGCAGCUCUACUCUGCUGAAAAUAACAGGUGCUUCUCUGUUUUUAUUAUUGUUAUUUUCACAAUGUAUAUAGAAUGGAAGAAAUUGAACUUAGGAGAACAUAUAAACCCCCUCUAGUCAGAGAUUGCUGGACCGCGGUCGAAAAGUCUUUUUUGGUGUGAAAUGACCUGGAAGUAUCUCAAUAGAUAAGAGCUGUUUGAAUCCUCUAAAUGCUAAAGAAAGGUGCUUCAAUGCUUCCUUUCUUGUUUGCCUUUAGUAGUCCAUCUUUGGAACAUUGUAGUUUCACCACGGUGGAACUGCGUCACUAACAUCCGCAGCUGAUGCAUCAUAACUACAGAGCCUAGUGUUUGUGCAGUCGGAUUCUCUUAACACCACUUUUCCUCUUUCCUCAUGAAUUCUCCUUCACAUCUUUCCUUGACUUCAUGACGUUUUCCAUCGAGGUCAAGGAAAAGUGGUUAGGAAAAGACAAUAGGACGUCAUGUUUUGACUUUUUGACCGCAGCCCUGGAUCAUUUCAAAAGUGAUGCCAUAUUCACCACGCAGUUCCCCGUCUGUCCCCUGCUAUUUAAUCAGGCCCUGGAUGCUUUUGUAGUAUUAUUUAUGCAAACUUUGCCUUUUUUUUUUUUUUUUUUUUACUGUUUUUUAUGUCUUAAAUGCAGACCCAGAUGUGUUGUGAUAUAACCAGAAGCCAUAAAAUGCUUUUGGUUCUGCUCCUGAAAGCAGUUUUCAAACGUGUAAAUCCUGUGUAGCUCCGUCUUUGUGUUCUUGUGAAGCCAAAGUUUCGCCAAGUCAUGGGUUUGAGCAUGGACCAAAGAUGUUUAUAAGCUUUUAUAACAAGAAAUUAUCUCAAAGCAGUAAAGAUCCCCCAAUUUAUAUUUGACUGUCUUCACAUUUACUCAUUUUAUAUGACAAAUAUGAAGACAUCCUGUUGUAUACACCUUAUUUUAAUGUAGUAGAUUAUCUGAGACCAUAGAUAGGCUUUGUAAAUAUAAUUUUAGAGUACUGUCUGCUACACAACCCCAUGCGAUAACCAGCCUCAACACUUAAAUCUCCUCACCAUGAAAGGCCUUGACGAGUCAUUGCACAGUCAGCCCCGUCGCUUUACUUUUUCUGCUGCAGCUGCAGGCAGCUCCGAGCUACAAGUAUGAAAAGCAAAUAAAUCAAACUGCGGAUGUUGUUGCUUUGUAUUAAGCUUGUUUGUACGCUGCAUGGUACCUUUUUAUGUAAUGUGUGUAUAGUUAAUUGCACUAUUGUUUGUUUUUAACUAACUUGGAAGUGCAAUAAAAACUAUAAAUACUGUAUGUAAUUAAUAAAAAAACACCAUUUUACCAUA